CUCAUAUCCUACAAUAGUGAUCCAAUACAUAUCCACAAGACUUUUACAAAGAAUACUAAUUAAGUAGUAGCUAUAUAAUUUAUUUAUUUUUUAUAAAAAAGAAAGAAGCAAUUAAAAUACCAUGGCGGCUGCUGGUGGUAGUAAGCUAAUUAUGAUCAGAAACAACCACCAUCUCCGAACUCUAACAACAACUCGACCAACUUCCUUCUCCUCCACUUGUUCUGCCUAUAGGAGGAAAGUACACGAAUCGGCUAACUAUGAGAAGGAAGUAGAAGAGGAGGUUGUUGAAAGUUUCCCUAUCGAAGACAUAUCUCACAAACCAGAAGAAUACUGGGAGCCUGAUCCAAAAACCGGGGUAUUUGUCCCCGCGGCUGAACAAAACUUGGAAGAACCGGCUGUGACGUGCACCACAGAAGAAACGGUUUUGGAUGAAAAAGCGUUUAUACGACCGGAUGAGGAUUUGGAACCUCCUGUAGUGGAAUCGUUUACAGGGGAGAUACCUCCCGUUGAUCCUUUUGCUGAUUGAGUUAAUCAUGUGUUAAUUUAUUCCUAAAGAUAUAAUAAGGUUAGAUAUAAUUAUCUUAAUUUAUUGUAUGGGCAUGUUUAUAAGUCCAUUUUCAUCUUCAUAUCUAAUAAUUGAACUUGUUUAUGGCUAGUUGUAUUGAUAAUGAAAUAUAUUGAAAUCUUAUA
Molecule: messenger RNA, 690 nt
Organism: Erigeron canadensis
Lineage: Eukaryota; Viridiplantae; Streptophyta; Magnoliopsida; Asterales; Asteraceae
Product: late embryogenesis abundant protein At5g17165-like
Exons: 2
Coding region: 122-526 (134 amino acids)
Source: RefSeq, a predicted model, not a curated record